ACACAACUAAGAAGGGAGAUACCCUUUGUGCUAGUGCAGUGGUUAAUGCGUGUUUACUUAUUUUAUGUCAACCGUAGGUCACAACCUCAAUAACACCUACCUGCCAACAAAGCACAGCUAAACAAUAAAAACAAACCUCCCUGUUUUCUGCCAUUUUAGCCGGCUGCUAGCUUCCUCCGUGCAGCAGUGGGAUCAUGUUUACCUCCCAGACUUCGUCCUUCCAGGAUUCAAUUGACGUGGAAGAGAGAGAUGACUUUGACAGCGAAGAAAUUGCAGGAUACAGCCAGAAAAUUCAGCUGAACUGCUAUUACACCAUCUAUCUUUAUCAAGGAACAAGAUCUGAGGCUUCUGGGGAAAAUGUGGCUUGGAACCAGAGAAGAGCAGACUCCACAACGAGUCAGGAUGACUUUAGCCUGACACUAAUUGACAGCAGCCUGCCAUCAGAGGCUGAACCUGAGCUGCGGACCUACAUUUCAAGGAGGCUGAGCAAAGGAGCCUUGCUUGGAGGGAUGGGCAACAUCGCCACUGUGGAACUCAGUAUCCCAGAGGAGGCAGUCGGCUGCUACUGCUGUCUCCUGGAGCAGGAAAGAUCUCCUGAACAACCUGAUGCUGAUGGCAAUGGAUAUGUUAUCUGCUUUAUGGGUGGCUCUGAAAAAGGACUGAACUUAUUUAGAUUAGAGCUUGAUAAAUACGUCCAAGGCCUGCAUAGCAGCCUGCAAACCCCAGAGCUGCAAAACCUCGAGACGGAGGUGCGUCCCUAUCUGAGCCGGUGGUACGAGGAGUCUGUGAUGCACAUUUACCGAGUGGUGCAGCUGGUCCAGAGCAACAUCAGCUUCUUGCUGCACGCUGCUCUGAGUCACACACAUGUAGAGGUCAUCAGUUCAGACGAGAGGACAAAGGCUGAUGUAUCCAGGUUCAUUAAAGCAGCCAGUUUGCAGGGUCUAUCCCAGCAAGACACCACAACAGCUUCUCUAUGUAAGGCUAUCUCAGAGGACACACAGUCUGACCUGGUUAUAGACUGCUCCACCAGUCCACCCACACUCUCUAACACUGUCAGCAAUCGCUUCUGUGAUGACUGGAUUCAGGCAUUUCUAAACGCUGCAGAGCGUUGUAAUCCCUUCCUGCUCAGACAGAUUCUGGAGAACUUCAAACUUAAGGCCAUUCAGGACAUGAACAGUCUGAAGCGCUUUGUGCGACAGGCAGAGAUGAGUCACUACGCCUUGUUUCGAUGCUGUCAGUUCCUGCAGGGCUGCGGAAAUGGGGAUGUGUUGCUGCAGAAUGCCAGGGCUGAGCACAGCGACCUGCCUGAAGCAUGCAGCAUCAUCACUGUCCUGGAGGAGUUCCUCAAGGAACAGUCCCAAGCCCAGGCCUGA
Molecule: messenger RNA, 1373 nt
Organism: Toxotes jaculatrix (banded archerfish)
Lineage: Eukaryota; Metazoa; Chordata; Actinopteri; Toxotidae
Gene: c18h17orf75
Product: chromosome 18 C17orf75 homolog
Exons: 10
Coding region: 195-1373 (392 amino acids)
Cellular component (GO): trans-Golgi network
Source: RefSeq, a predicted model, not a curated record